CGAACGGGACAGUAGAUCUCGGACCAGACCGAAAAAAGGCAAAACGAAGGAAAAUAACUUUUUAGCAGCUCGUUGUCGUCGUCCGUCGUCGCGUUCGCGUUUUUCCUCCACACACAGGCAGCGGUGCGUUCUUUUGGCAGGGCUCCGGAUUUUUCCCCGUGCGUGUGUGUAAUCCAAUCGGAUCGAAGCAAGAGCUGCAGGAAUCAUAAUUCUGGUUUUGUUGGUCUCAGUCACAGCCAGCUUUUGUCGCGGAGGUUCCUUUCGAUUGUUGUAAAACGGUGCACGGUGGAAAACAUUGGAAGAAAAUUCGUCGCCUUCAACCGAGUCGAGCUGUCCGGGAUCACAGUCAGCAGCGUAAAGGACUUGAAACUCCCAAUUCUCGUCGGCAGCAGCGGUGGUGAAAAAGACGAAGCACAAACUUUGGUUGGACGUUCGCCCAGUUUGGAAUUGCGAAUUUUUUUUCUGUGCGUAUUUGUGAAUCUCGUGUGACAAAAGUUGCUGCAAUCGGUCGGAAGUUUAGUGCCCUAAAAUAGUAUCACCCGCGGUGAAGUGUCGAGCGAAAAAUCCGUCAAAACAGAUCGGUGCACAAGUGAACCCUCAAGUGGAAUUCUCAGUUUCUCGAGUGUAAAACCAAUUCGAUUCCAGUCCACCCCGUUGGGUUCCAAUCGGAUUCCGUUUGGCAUUCUUUUUUUGCGAUUGCUUCUGGUGUUGUCAUUCGGGUGAGAAGCAGACAGGGCGAAAGCGGUUUAGGCGAGCACGUUCCUUCGGAAUCCCUCGUCGUUGUUGGAUUGUCGCGAGUCGUGUUGCACCGGUUGGAAGCAGCGAGCGUCCCAAUAAAAUCCCUUCAUCUUUUUUAAUUAAGACACGACAAGGCAAGGAUUCCCAACAGGAAAGGGACAUAAAGUCGUGGAUAUUAGAGCGCGUAGUUUUUUCCCCCUAUCGUACCUGCCUCGUUUAGGAGUGCGUCCACCUGCCGGCACCACCCGUAGGAUAUAAACCCCGCUAGGCACGUCGCCGUGGUCACCCACCCACCCGAGCAGGGUCCAUCUGAGGGAGACAGUAUAAAGGUCUAUUGUUGUACGCGCGGUGCACAUCGCACAUUCCGUACCUUCCGUACGGACACACCACCACCACCAGCAGGAAGAGUCAACAACUGCAGUGCGCAGUACUUCCCGCCGGACGAACCAACGACACAGCAUAGGCUAACAGCACAGCACCGGCAGCAACAAUGGGAAAGCAGAACAGCAAACUGAAGCCCGAGGUGCUGGAGGAUUUGAAGCAGAACACAGAAUUUUCAGACGCAGAGAUACAAGAAUGGUACAAAGGUUUCCUGAAAGACUGCCCCAGUGGCCACUUAUCGGUGGAGGAAUUCAAGAAAAUUUACGGCAACUUCUUCCCGUACGGAGAUGCGAGCAAGUUUGCAGAGCAUGUGUUCCGAACAUUCGACGCCAACGGAGAUGGCACUAUCGACUUCCGGGAGUUCCUGUGCGCCCUCAGCGUCACCUCCCGAGGCAAGCUAGAACAGAAGCUCAAGUGGGCGUUCUCGAUGUACGACCUGGAUGGUAAUGGGUACAUUUCCCGGCAGGAGAUGCUCGAAAUCGUCACCGCAAUCUACAAGAUGGUCGGCUCGGUGAUGAAGAUGCCGGAAGAUGAAAGCACACCGGAGAAGCGAACGGACAAAAUCUUCCGCCAGAUGGACCGCAACAAGGACGGCAAACUGAGCCUGGAGGAGUUCAUCGAGGGCGCGAAAAGUGAUCCGUCGAUCGUGCGGCUGUUGCAAUGUGAUCCGCAGGCGCAGUGAGCAAUUCCAAAACUUACACAACCUCCACCAUCAUCAACAUCAACAACACAACCACCACCAUCACAACAGACACAACAAACACUACAACAGCAGGCUCCUGUUCGGUGUCGGCGCCGGGGCAGCUGUCGCUGGCGCCGGCUUCGAACCGCUGUUGCGACCUCUUCUACCACUACAUCUACUACUAAAACAACAGCAGAAACAGCAUAUACUUGUAACGCUAGUAAUGCAAGUGACGAGGAAUAUGAAGAGGAAACGGGAGAAGAGAAUGAAGAAGAGUACGAUUGGCUAAUAGUUGAUAAGUCGGAAGAGAGCUCGAGACGCCGCCGCCGCGUUAGCAAACUGAGACAAACUUUGCAACACGCUAAUAGUAACUCUGAUAACAAGAAACCUAAUAAUUAUAAAAUUUUACUAUUAUAUAACAAUAUUUAUUACAAAUCACAGUUUAUAAUUUACAAAUUGAGAAAAAUGAUAAAAAAUGUUAAAAAAUAAUACAAAUAAGUAUCUCAAAAGUUUAAACACAAACAAGUAUAAACUAUAGUAAACAAAACAAAAAAGAAAAACUUUAAAAUAAGCAUAAAUCGUUGAACCAGCUUCAGAUUUUUUUAGAUAUACAAAACAUGAGCGCGAGUUUAUAUGUAAAUAUUUUUUAAAUUGAUAUUUCUUUUCAUCGCUUUCUAGUGUUCCUGCCCCAUUUCCCCAAUUGCUAUGAAUUUAUUUCCACGACAUACCUUCUCUUAUGCGUCCUUAGUUGUAACGUGUUAUCCAGAUUCAAAAGAAAACGUGUUAUUAGGCGCAUCGUAAUCGGUUUGAAUUUCUUUAUGAGUUUGUAAAAAUCCUUCGAAACACUGAAAACAAACUAUCGCUUCCCGAGGAAAUUAGAUCGAUCCACACACACACACAUAUUGUAACUAUAAGGCUCUAGCUGCUGUUGGUUAUUUGUUUCGAUGCUCUUUCGAUCCUUUCCCUAGCCUAUAGUAACUUUCGAAUCGGAUUUGCUACCGUGGAUUUAAACUAAACUGUGAGAAUUCCUUACCCCUUUAACAAAGACACAAAAGAAAGAAUGAGAUUUAUUAUACGAAAAUUAGAACUGUAGUGAACAUCUCUCUAUCUUUCUUUUAAUGGAAUGUUAUGAAUUGUGUGAUACUACCACUUCCAGUUAGGAAAACUGAAGCUAUCUAUUAGAGCUACCAAAUUCCUCUCGCUCACAUCUACAUAUGCAUAGGAAAACAUAUAAAUUGAACGGAUAAAACAAUUGAGCUGAAAAUUUCCCUUUGGUAACACCCAAGCAGUGAUUUGAUAUUUUCAAAUCACGUGUCUUAAGAUUGACGAAAAGCUACUUAAUAACAUCUUUCAUUAUCUUUCUAUUUAUUUAUUGGAAAACGAUGCGUUGAUUUUCUGUGCGAUAAAUCAACCGUCAUUACGCCAAAUAGUGCCAUCUCUGCUUUAAAACAAACCAUGAUUAGGAAGUUUUUCGUCUGCCAUUCCCAAUAAACGAGUGUUGCUUUCAGGGAUGAUUUUCCUCAAUUUAUGUCCAACACUUUUCUGGAUUGCUAUCGAUCGAAGACAACAUAAUGGAGAUGAAUGGCUACCUCUCUCGCCCAGACGCAUACUAAUGUGGAAGAAAGUAUUAGACAUUUUUGUUGAAAUGCUCUGUACUUCACAUGUCUAAUCCGGCAAUCUUCAUUGAGAAUGCGAAAAAAAUCAAAGCAAACGUGGAACGAACUCACCAGAACUGUUCCAUCAUUGGUCGGCAGGUGGCACCACGUCAUCUCGCAUACAUGGUGGCCAUUCUUCUUCUGAAUAUGUUCUCUUCGGCAGAUUGCAAACACCCACACGAAAUACCCAAGAACAGAUCAGGCCUAAACUGUGCACCGCUGCCGGCCUUCGGCCGGACCGGUUGCCCAAUACUGUAAGAAUUUUUCUCUGCUUCCGCGAAGUCACAGUCUGCAGUCUCUGCCCAAAGCACGAUCGGUCACAACAAGCAACAACGUUCGAUGGAAAGGAAAAUGUCAACAUACGUACCCAUGUGAGCGUGUGAAACAGAUGUGAAAAUGUCGAUAAUCUUUGACUAGGAAGAGAUUGGAUCAAUUCUUCGUAUUUGAAACACUUUAACUGAAAAUAGUCCCAAAUGUAAAAGAUUGAAACAAACAUGUCGACGUCAACAAAAAACGAUAACGUUAGGCAUAAAAAAGUCCAGUUUAUAGAUAAGAUUCAAAAUUAUGAUCCAUAAGUCGAAUUGUACCAUGUGAAUGUGCUAAAAAUUUGAUUCUGAAACAGUUUUCAUGAAACAUAUGCUGGAUGAUAGUUUCCAAAAAGUAACACAAUCUUCAAUGCUAACAAAAUAGUGAUUCAUUUCUUUUAUUCAGUUUAUUUUUAGGAUUGAGAGAACCCCUCGAAGUAUUUGACGAUUCUUCAUAUUUAUUCAAGUAUACGAGCUACUCUCAUUUAUUUAUUACGUUAUUACACACUAUUAUGCUUUAUAAUUGUAAGUCGUUUCGGACGGUAUCAUCUGAUUGCAACGGUUUAUUUCUAUCCCAGUUCCAUCAUCACAAGAAAUUUUCUUCUUGCAGUCUUACACUUCGAGAAACAUUCGUUCUACAUUUACCAGUUUUCUAACCUUUUUGUGAUCGCAAACACGCAUACGAACAUGAACAUACUAUCUCAAAGAAUGCAUUAGUUAGUAAACUCAGUGAAAACAAAUUUUAGUUAUGUUUUGAUUUCCCCUUUUUUAAUAUUUUAAUUGUUAAAAGUCACUUCCUCAUGAAUUGAAGUGGUAGAUGAGAAAGGGAAUGAGGAAGAGACACUUACACAAAUACUUUCAAGCAUACACACAUACACAUACUGACAGUCUCACAUUUACAUUUAGUUUUACGCUAAGAGUUGAAGAGAAGUUUGUACAGCCUUUUGAAUAAAAUUGAUAAUAUUUUUUUCCAUUUUAUUUAUUA
Molecule: messenger RNA, 4746 nt
Organism: Armigeres subalbatus
Lineage: Eukaryota; Metazoa; Arthropoda; Insecta; Diptera; Culicidae
Gene: Nca
Product: neurocalcin homolog
Exons: 5
Coding region: 1229-1801 (190 amino acids)
Molecular function (GO): calcium ion binding
Source: RefSeq, a predicted model, not a curated record